Leptopilina heterotoma is the source of this 788-nucleotide messenger RNA. Its product is annotated as cytochrome b5 domain-containing protein 1. NCBI's taxonomy places the organism in Eukaryota, Metazoa, Arthropoda, Insecta, Hymenoptera, Figitidae. The record is from RefSeq and is a predicted model, not a curated record. The transcript is spliced from 3 exons. The coding region runs from base 3 to 716 and encodes 237 amino acids.
CGAUGUCCAAAGAAUUACUAAAUAGAAAAAAAGAAAAAUGCACAAAUUGCACAUUAAAAGGGUGUUUUUGCAAUUAUCCCUAUUAUUUACCAACCGAGGUGUGUAUUCACAAUACAUCAAAUGAUUGUUGGGUUUCAUUUAAUGAUGGUGUUUACGAUCUCACGGAACUUUGUCAAUUGUGGAAGGGAACAAAAAAUAUUAAACCAAUUUUAGCGCUCGCUGGAAAGGACAUAAGUCAUUGGUUUGAUCGUGAAAAAAAUGACAUUAAACACUAUAUUCAUCCUCUAAAUGGAAAAUUAGUGCCAUAUUGUCCACAUGGACCAAUACCGGAUGUUGAUUCAAUUUCUCAAAUUUCUACGUGGAAAACUGCCAAAAAAAUGCCAUGGUGGAAAAGUGAAAAAUACCGAAUUGGCAAUCUUACAAAAAAUCCAAGACCCUGCAGAAUUAUUAAUGUCCUCACAGGAUGUGAAGCAAUUAUUUCCGUUUGUGAAGAGGAUACAAUACGAAGAAUUCAGAAGCGAUUUUUAAUUUUCAAUUCAAAUAACGAGAGUUACACGUGGACGUACGAAGGAAAACCUGUGGACCUUGAUAAAACUUUAACGGAAAAUGGAAUAUUAGAUGAACGAGAUCGUUUUGUAAAUUGUGGACUUCCGGAAGAUAUUUAUAUUCCAGCUUUAUUGUGUCAUUACAAUGAUGAUCUCACGAUGACGACUUAACUGUAAAAAUUUUGCUAAAAAUGUCCUUUUAAUCUAAAUUCCCCUUUUAAAAGCUUUAUAAUUAAAAAUUUA